Tetranychus urticae (two-spotted spider mite) is the source of this 1847-nucleotide messenger RNA. RefSeq lists its product as uncharacterized. Lineage: Eukaryota; Metazoa; Arthropoda; Arachnida; Trombidiformes; Tetranychidae. The record is from RefSeq and is a predicted model, not a curated record.
AAAAAGUGACUGAAGCUCAUCAACAUUGCUCAUUGGUUGGCUUGUCAUUUCAACGAACUAGUGCCAGUGUAUUCAACUGUUUUGCUCAUUUCAACCCUUCGAUACAUUUUGUUCAACAUUUUAUCCUUUUCCAAAAGUUUUAAAGUAAUCUUGAAAAUGAAGUUCUUGAUUGUGUUAACUGUUUUAUCAUCUGUUUCAUUGAGCUUUGCUGCUGAAACUAAAGAUCUUGUCGUUGCUGAAGCAGCUUAUUCAUCAAGCUAUGGAUAUCCAUCAUCAAGUAGCCAUGAUGAUUAUGGUAAACAUGCUUCAUCAUGGGGUGACCAUGGUCAUGGUGCUUAUGGAAGUCAUGAUGCUUAUGGUGACAAUGGCUGGGGAUCAAAUGGAUUGAAAAAGUAUGGCGGUUGGGGCUCAAAUGCUGGCUAUGGUGGUCAACAUGGUAGCCAUGGACAUAAUCAAGAUUAUGGACUUUACUCAAGAAACCGAGGUUACGGUUACGAGAAACAAUGGGCUUAUGACAAGGAAUACGCUAAGAAAGCUCACAAUGGCGGUUGGGGUGACCAUGGAUCUAACUGGGGUCAUCACAAUAACCAUGGACAUCAUGGUCUCGCUUCUCACAAUAAUUAUGGCCACAACAAGUAUGGCAACCAUGAUAAGUACGGAAACCAAGGCCAUGGACGUUAUGGUCACAUUCUUGGUACUUAUGGUUCAUCAGGCCAUCAAUAUGCUGCCCCAUCUUAUGGUCAUUCAUCUGGUUACGGUGAUCACGAACCUUAUGCUAGUGCACCUGUUGGCGUUACCUAUUAUUAAAAUACAUCUAAACAACCGCAAUUGUCCGUUAACUCAAGUUAUUUUAAAAAAACCCUUUUAAUGUAAAAAAGUGACGAAUCGACGAAAUCAUGAAACAAACACUGUAAUUAGAUCAUAAACAAACAAAUUUAUAUUUUCAUUUUUAAUAUAUAAAUACUAGCCUCAAGAAACUCAUGUUAUAUUUUAUCACGAUACAUUCAAACCAAUAUGAAUAAUAAAAUCAUCUCUUGUUUACACGAAUCAACGUUUCUUUAAUGCUUGCUUCUAAACAUGCUUUACAUUGUGAAUUUUAUUCCAGUUUGUGAAAGCCUGAAUAAAAUGAGUGAUUAUUGAGAGUUAACUAUCAUCGAGCUUUUUAUUGACUGAAAUUUUCAUGUUUCCAAUUAUUCAUAUAAAUAAUGACAGUCGUUUAAUAUAAUUCUGUUAGAAGUAUGAGUUGCAAUUGGCUAUAAUUUGAGUGAAAGCAAAAGAAUGUAAUCCAGAGUAAAUUUCACGUCUAAAUCGUUAUUGUCUUUGAGCCUUCUGUCUUUGAUCUCAGGUAUCUGGGGUCUUGCUUGUUUAUCUUGAAGGCUUCGGGUGAAGAGAAAUUUUUGUAUCUCGUUCAAAGUAUCAUCGAUAUCUUUUACAGUUGCAGCCUGAUCAGGAUCGUUCUCUGGAUAAAUUGAACAAAUAGGUGGACAAAACACUUGAGCUGCACGUGUGAUAUGCCGGGCAAUAUUAACUUCACCAUAAACAGCUGUGCCAAGAGAAGGAUCGAAAAUCAUGAAUGGUUGUUUAUUAAGCCAAGCUUCUUCUGGUGUAAAUCUCCUAACGAUCAAUGUAACAAAUAGCUGGUUAUCCUGACGAGGUAAAAUAGUCGAUUCAAAAGUUUCAAACAUUCUCCAUUCGUCAACAUUCGUCUCUGAUUCAACCAAAACAGUAGAACUGAUGUAUACUUUAACAGCUAUCCUUAAGCCAAAAUUUUUUCGCAAAUGAUUAAUAACUUUUAAAACUCGUAAUGGUUUGUAAUCAAAGUCUACUUGGAUUGAAAAAUCUUGAAC